Suillus fuscotomentosus is the source of this 1650-nucleotide messenger RNA. RefSeq lists its product as uncharacterized. The annotation marks the transcript as partial. The transcript is spliced from 2 exons. The record is from RefSeq and is a predicted model, not a curated record. NCBI's taxonomy places the organism in Eukaryota, Fungi, Basidiomycota, Agaricomycetes, Boletales, Suillaceae.
AUGCCAUCGGUACCACACUCUUCCUCUUCACCUCGACCUUUGCAUAUUUAUCAGCACCUUGAAAAGCAGAAAAUCCACAAACGGCACUACUGGAUGAAGUCGAAAAAGACACUCCUCUGCCGGUGUCGGCGGCUUGGAUGCGGUAUGGUCAUCACCCAGCCUUUUGAUGAACGUUCGGACCCAGUGAGAGGCGUUUGGUUGCCACCAGCAACGUUCUACCGUCAUAAACGAUUCGAUAGGGCUUGCAUGGAUAUUGAGGAUGAGGCGAACCCUUGUGAGAGCUCUCUAGUUCGCGAGCAGUCUGUCGGUGCGGGGGUGACAUCCCCCUCUGCUGCCCCCACCAGCAUCGACUACCCCGACGCUGUCAACGUUCCGCGCUUCUUACGUGAUAUCCCUGAUGAAGCCUCUGCAGCAGGCAGGCUGAUCCCCGACGUUAGCCCCUCCUCAUUAUUGGCUGACACUGAUAACGUCGCACGAGCUGUUCAAGACCUACAGCACGUUAUCAAAUUCAUUAACCAGUCAGCAGCAUCGCUUUCGUAUACAAACCUUAUCUUCGACAGACCUCACAAGGGCAAUUUUGUCCCGACAGCGCAUCCUGACGCUCCCAAUAUUGGCCCAUGUAAACUCCAGGUUGAGGCAAAAGAAAAUGCAUCGAUCCUACGUCACGAGCGCAAAAUGUUCCAGGCCCUCAUAGCCGUUCAAUCCAUUGAUCGACCCAUUUCCUUGGAGUCAACAGCCGCAGCGGUUUUGCAACGUGCUGCCGACGAGUUGCAACGCAUCGAUGACAUCAAAGCCGGAGAGUGGGAACGCCAGCGUUGUUCCAGCGUCAGUAUUCAGCCUGAGGACGCAGUGCGUGGCUCAAAGGUUCCAGUUAUAAUCAACACCGAUAUAUACUUUCGUCAGUAUGAAAGCCACCCUGCAACAUUGGCCUGCUACUUCCUAAUCUUGACGCUUUCCCUGCUUUGUGGCUUAUCGCGCGAGAAAUGCAAUUUCGCACUCGCGACACUACGCUUCAUUAUGCGGUGUCUCGUUGUCGAAACCAACAUAUCACCAUCAUCAGAAGAAGCUCGUUUGGCCGACCUUCCUCGGGAUUCUCGCACACUGCUGAAACGCAUCCACCUUGAUCCAAAAUGCAAAUCUUACAUAACAUGCCCAUCCUGCUUCAAGCUAUACAACGAUGACGAUUUCGCGUGCCCCGAGUAUUGCAUUCACUCCCCACUCCCCGGUGCUCCGCAAUGCUCUACAAAGCUGAAGCGCACCCGCAUCAUACGUGGAACGGCUUUUGAACGCCCUGUGAAGAAGUACUUGUAUCAGGAUAUGAAGCAAUGGCUUGCACGAUUCUUAUCUCGCUCAGACAUCGAAAGCAAGCUAGAACGGGGGUCGGCGGCAAACAUGAAGGUAGCUGAUGGCGAACAGCAUGACAUCUGGGAUGCAGAGGUCCUACAAAACUUUCAAGGCCCAGACGGCAGCCCUUUCGUAUGCGGACCACCCAAAGAGUUACGCCUCGUGUUUUCUCUUGGCGUCGAUGGAUUUAAUCCAUCAGGUAUGAAGAUCGGGAAGGGUAGCGCUUCGUCCACAGGGAUAUACAUGGUAUGCCUGAACCUACCCGUCGACCUCCGCUACCACCCUGAGAACAUGUAUUUGGUUGGC